AUGGAGAGCAAGAAGGAAAAUCCAAUGGGCAUGUGUGAGAAGCUCUUCAAUGUCUUCAAUGUCAACAAUUCGGCUUUUCGACCUCUUCGCCGUCUUACCUUCAAGAACCAAGAACAACCCACCACCACCACCACUCCAAACCAAUCACCACCAAACAAACCUCCACAAGUUCUUGAAAACAAUAACCACAAUCCAUCUUCUCAUGAUAAUCAUCAUCAACAACAUCAACAUCAUGAUACACCAUCAUUGCCUCCCAAAACUGUCAUUGAGCCCCAACAAAUCAACAAUACUCUUCCACCUCCAAAGAAACCUUUAGAUGGAGUCCAAGUGCAAGUACCAUCAAAGAUUGAGAUUCAAAAACAACAAGCACAACAAAAAGUUCCGGUGAAUCCACCGGAGACCGGUAAGGCUCACCGGAGAACCACCACCACCAAGAAAGAAGAAGCACCACCACCACCGCCGCCACCAUCAGUGCCUACAUCAGUGGCUCCAAAGGUUGUAGUACCACAAGCACAGUUACCUGUACCAACACCUCCGGUACCGGCGCCGGCGCCGGUGCCGGCGACGGUGGCAGGAGGAAGACAACCUCAGAGGUUGGAGACUAAGAAUAUUGAUGGUAAGGCUGAUGAUUUUAUUAACCGUGUUAGGAACAAGCUUAGGAAUGGUUCUAAUGUUGGAAAGGCUACGUCCAAUUGA
Dioscorea cayenensis subsp. rotundata (Guinea yam) is the source of this 696-nucleotide messenger RNA. Its product is annotated as formin-like protein 14. The record is from RefSeq and is a predicted model, not a curated record. The coding region runs from base 1 to 696 and encodes 231 amino acids. Lineage: Eukaryota; Viridiplantae; Streptophyta; Magnoliopsida; Dioscoreales; Dioscoreaceae. The transcript has a single exon.